Molecule: messenger RNA, 6690 nt
Organism: Polistes canadensis
Lineage: Eukaryota; Metazoa; Arthropoda; Insecta; Hymenoptera; Vespidae
Product: MATH and LRR domain-containing protein PFE0570w-like
Exons: 8
Coding region: 465-6635 (2056 amino acids)
Biological process (GO): microtubule-based movement; mitotic spindle organization
Molecular function (GO): microtubule motor activity; microtubule binding; ATP binding
Source: RefSeq, a predicted model, not a curated record
GAAAAAGGAAAAAAAAAAGAUAACAAUUGGUUAUAAUAGUUCCUUCUUAAAUGGAGCAUCGUAAAAACGAGCAAGUAUCCCGGCCGGGAUAAACCAUAAGCACGAAUGACGUUCUUUUGGAGCGUCUCUCUCGUGGAUAUUUUCAUCACAGCAGUAGAGCACGUGCACUUGGCCCGAACACGCACGGUUCCUUCAUUUUCUGCCUUUUCGCGUUCUUAUGCACUUUAAAACGACCUGGAUAGUCUGACCUGUGUUUUCAAAAAUCCAUUAAAAAAAAAAAAAAAAAAAAGAAAGAAAAAAAAUCCCAACAUCUCGAAUUAAAAUUAACAUUUAACUCGAAUACACUUUCACUCUCGCAUAUAAAUAUCACAGUCAUUCAAUCAUUCGUAUACACACACAUACUCCAAUUGUCAUCCAUUAACAAUAGUUAAAUUAGGUUUUAAACGAGUUUACAAUGUGAAUUAAUGACAAUUAGUGUUUUAUUAACAAGCUCUGACAAUAUGGCGAACAUUAAAGUGGCUGUUCGCGUGAGACCAAUCUCAACACGGGAAUCGAAGAAUUCUAGAUCGAACGUAAUCGUCUGCAACACCGAACAAAAUGUGAUAUCAUUAACGAAUCUGAAAGUUUCGUUGAACAAAGCUGGUGAUAGUCGUGAACGUACACGAAAGUAUGGUUUCGAUUACUGCUUUGAUUCCACCGAUCCUGGAUCAGAGAAUUAUGCUGAUCAAGAGAAGAUUUACGAUAAACUUGGUAAAACUGUCCUGAAUGAUAUAUUUUCAGGAUACAAUUCUUGUCUUCUUGCUUAUGGACAAAGUGCAUCCGGAAAGACUUAUACUAUUAUGGGCACAGAGAAUGAUCCAGGACUAACGCCAAAACUUUGUCAGGGUAUUUUUGCGCGUAUAAAUGAAGAAAAAUUAAAGGAUAAUGUCUUCCACGUCUCAAUCAGCUAUUUAGAAAUUUAUAACGAACGGGUGAGGGAUCUUUUAAAGCCAUCCACGAGUUGCCAUAAUCUAAAAGUUCGUGAACAUCCUCGAUUAGGUCCUUACGUUCAAGGAUUGACGCAUCACGUGGCUGACACGUUGGAAACGUUAAUGUCAUACGUUGAGAGUGGUACCAAAGCAAGAAAAACAGCAGCCACGUUACAAAAUUCAAACAGUAGUCGUAGCCACGCAUUGCUCACAAUUCUUCUUAAUCCAGAGACAACAACAACAACAACGACGACGACGACAACGACGACAACGACGACGACGACGACGUCAACGUCAACGUCGACUACGAUAGAACAACAAUUAACUAAAAAAGAAAAUACCGAUAGAAAAUAUGAUGACGUGUCAUCAUUUAGGCUUAACGACGUCACACUUCCCAAUAACAGCAGUAGUAAACUGCAUUUGGUCGAUCUAGCUGGUAGCGAAAACGCUCAAAGGUGUGACGGUGUGCAUCGUUUAAAAGAAGGUGCGAAUAUAAAUAAAAGUUUGGUAGCCUUGGGAAAUGUUAUUUCGGCUCUAACAGGGAAAAUCUCAGGUGCUGGUGGUAGUUCUAAUAGAAGGUAUAUACCUUAUCGAGAUUCUUCUCUUACUUGGCUUUUAAAGGACGCACUCGGUGGAAAUGCUACCACCAUUAUGCUCGCAACCGUAUCACCAGCCAGUGAAAAUUACAACGAAACCGCGCAUACAUUGCGAUUCGCUCAAAGGGCGCACAGUGUGGUCAAUAAACCCAUGGUCAAUGAAGAUCCCAUGGCAAAAACAAUUCGGGAAUUAAAGGCCGAAAUAACUAGAUUGAAAUCUUUGUUAUUGAAAAAGAACAUCGAGCCAGAUAAAACAACAUUACAGGAUGAAUUCGAAACGAAGGAUUCGGGAAAAAAGAAGAAGGAUAAUUCGUCGAAAAGUAGCGUGCCGGAAAAUAAACAGAAAAUCGAAACUGAUCCACAAAUAGAAUAUAAAAAAGAAGAUGAUAGAAGUAGUAAUAGUAAUAGUGAUGGUUGUGGUGGUGGUGGUGGUGGUGGUAGUAGUAGUGGUGGUGGUGGUGGUGGUAAUAGUGGAAUCCUUACUUUAGUCAGGAGAGUAAAUUCUACAGAAAACCUAGCAACACACGAUACUGCAACCGUAAAAUCUAUCAGAAAAUUUGGUUCGUACGAAUGUCUCGAUAACAAAACAACGAACACUCUAACCGGUUACAGUUAUAAUCGUGCUGAAGUAUCGGAAUUGGAGAACGAAGAAAAUGAUUUCAUCGGUGAAAUUAACGAGGCCGUUUUUGUCGACAUUCCAACUCUUGUUGCGGUACUUAUAAAACCAGAUAACAGUUUCAACGAGAGAUCGCAACAAAUCGAAGAGAUAUGUUCCGACGAAAUACACGAAUAUCCGAUAGAAUCGGAUUUUAUGAGAAAUAAUAAUCUUCAUGAGAUUUCCGUAAAUCGUACAAACAAAAAUACUACGAACGACCAAUACGAUGACGAAUACAAUCAUUUCAAUUUAGAUCUGAACGAUGAAAUAAACGAUACUCCUUCGAAAAUAAUUCGUUCGGGAAGAAAGGAAAAGUCUAAAUUUCGUAAACAAGAUUCAAUCAAUAUUGCAACGCCAACAACAACAUCUACGAACUUGUAUACGUCAAAAAAAUUCGGUUCCGUCGAGAUAAUACAAAAGAAACACAAUAAUCUAGCAACUUAUUUGGAAAGAUCCAAUACAAAUUUGGAAAAACAAUCGACAAUAUCGGAUAAAGUCAACGUUGAAAAUAAAUUUGUAGAUAAAAUAAAAGUCGAGGAUUGUAAAAAUGACAGUUAUACGAAUUUAUGGAAAGAUAAUAACAAAUCUGACAGCGGUGAUCAUUUACAGAGAACGGAUAGUAACGAGUUUGAGAAAAAUUCUAAGGAUAAUUCGUCGGUGAUAAGUCUUAUUAAUAAAAUCAAAAAUACCGCUAGAAAACCAAGUUUAGAAAGUUUAAAAAGGAAAACCAGUAAGGACAGUAGUUCGAGUAGCUCGAAAGACGAACAGAUAUUGAUUUCUAGUUUGACGAACGACAAGGUAUUAAGGAGAAAGGAUUCGUUGGAUCAUAGUUUGUCUACGAGGGCUCAUACACCUGUACAAAAAGCAAAAAGAGCAGAAAUCGUGGCUGCUGUUACAGAAAGAUUAUAUUCAAGUAGAAAACAGGUGGAAGAAAUGACAACUGUGACAGGAUCUGCAUCAACUUCGGUGUCAGGUAUUCGUUCCCCUCCCGAGGGAACUGACGUCAGAUUAACAACUUCCGCCGCUUUGACGACUAAAACGAAACUUCAAGAAAUAUCAAGGAAAAUGUUAGCAAAAAGACGGCGUGUCAACGUCGACACGCAAACGGAACAAAACCAAACGAUUCGUAUGAAGGAUUCGUCGUCUUUAACGGAUGAGACCAAAAUUGUUUGUCAAGAUGUAGGUGUGUUGACUGACGAACAUAACGUUUAUCAAAUAAUGACAGAAAACAGAUCCCCUGUCAUUAGAGUCAAAGAAAUGGCAACGUUAACGGACAAAUUGAAAAAUAAAAUCAUGGAAUCUAAGGAUGCUGAGUGUUUGGUAAAUGAUCUUAAUUUUUACGAAUACGGUGUUAAUUUUAUAAAUAAUAAUUCAACAUUUUUAUUGGACGAUACGCGAACUUAUGCUAAUCAAAUGUCUAACACGGAUAUUUCUGAAUUAUGUUUAACUAAUGAUAAGAAAGUUGAUCGUUUUGACAAAUCAACAAAUACCGUAGUUGUUGCCCCUGUUCCAAUCAAUUCGGUCGUUCAAACGCAAUUGCCAUUGCAACAACCCGUUUUAAAAGAAAAGACAACGCAAUAUUUAAUAGAAAAUUGUAAUGCUAUCGAAGAAUCAAAUCCUACAACAACGACUGUACAACAGAAAUCGGAAAGAAAUAUUAUUUCCAUGUGUUUACCUGAUACAAUUAAUAUAACUAUUGAAAGCUCGAAUUUGUUAGAAUCCAAUAUUGUUAUAAUGGACAACAGUUUAAAUAAGACAGAUAUCACGAAUAAAAAGAAUAUAUCUCAUUUAAAAGAUAACGAAUGUCAAACGGAAAACAAAAAUAUCAAACAGGAUGAUAAGAGUAAUGAUUGUUACGUUAAGGGAUUUACAACAAAGUCAAGUGUUAGUCAAACGGAUAGCAAAUCUUUUAGAAUCGAAAAUAUCUUUGAGGAUCCUCGAAAUAAUCAUUCGAAGAUACGUGCUCAAUCGGAAGAUACAUUGAAUAAAUCUAAAAAUACAAAAUCAGUUACUUUUACAAAUUCUUUGGGUACUUCCUUCAUUCCAGACACAAAAGAAUCUGCUACCGACAUGAACAAGAGACAAAUUUAUGCACUCCAAAGUGGUCAAUCAUUUACCCAAAAUAAAAGCAUUAGGGAAACGUUUAUUUCAAAAAAAUAUAAUAACAAUAGAUUAGCUACAGACGUUUGGAAAAAUUGGAUGAUCUCGUUUCCUUCGACAUCCUCCUCCUGGCAACAUCCGAGAAAUGUAUUAUCAGUUAAUGGGUUGACAUUUGCAUGGAAUGAUUCUUUAAAUAAUGACUGUGCCGCGAUCGUUAGCACUGCGAAUUUGAAUAAAACUUACGAAGAACCUAAUAUUAAUUCUAACAUUUUUCUUUCCAAUAAUAACACCGAAGUUACAGAUUUAAAAUCACCAUCUUUGAUCGCUAGAAUAACAGAUUCCAAGAGAUUACUUGAACAUGAUUAUAAUUUUUCUGACGACAGUCUUGAUUAUAACGAAGAAAAUAUAAUCUCUAAUUCUAAUAAUAUCAAUACGGAAACUAACGAAGAAAAUGAAACCUUUGAAAAUAUUUGUCCACCCGACGUAAUAGCUCAAACGAAAAAAGAAAAUUUAACUUUGUUAGGAAAUUCGUGCGACAAUAAUGUCGAACUCUCACUCGCUAAUCAUUUUGACGAGGAUCAAGUUGAAUUUCCAAAGAAAAUACCCUCCGAACCGAUUGACGGAUCUUCCAUCUCUGUUCAUGAUUAUAAAUCAUUGAUUUUAGGUCAAAAUUCAAUAAACGUCGAUAAUUUGCAAGAAGCUCGAACUAAUUUGGAAGAAAACUCAUCGAAUUUUGUUAAAAAUUCUUACAAGAAAAAAGUCACCUUUAUGGAUAACAAAAGUUCGAAAGAAUGUCAUAAUCAUGAUAAACCAAAAGUAAUCAAUUCAUUGAGUCAAACUAAGAGUUUGUACAAAUCUGUUGUUAAAAAUAAAACUCACGUAUGUAAUCCUAACAACGGUGAUUCUCAGAAUUAUUUAUUGGAUAUUUAUACGGAUAGCAGAGCAUUAUUAAAAAAUAAAGAUAAAACUUCGGAUUUAUUUGAAAAUGAAAGUAAUAGUGAACUUGAUAAUGUCCAAGAUAGAAUGCAAUUAAAUAUGCAAGAGAAAAAGAAUUCGUCUAAUUUUGUCAAAAUUUCAAAUAAUAAUAAUAAUAAUAAUAAUAAUGAUAAUACUAAGAUAUUUAAUGAAAUUCCUGUUGAAAAUAGUUGUAAUGAUUCUGACAGCGGUGAAGAAGUUAACAAAGAGGAGGAUUGUGUUGUAAAAUUGAAAAGAAAAAUAUUACAAGAAUACAUUAAUGAGGCAACUAUUUUUAUGCGUAAUAUGAAUUCUCUCAACGAAUGUAUAAAUACGGCAAAUAUUUGUGGAAACAAUCAAAGACAAGAAAAAAAACGAGGAAAUUAUCAACGAUGUUAUCCUCAUUCCCAAAAUGAACACAAAAAUACACCAUUAAAAGAUAACAAAGCUAUUGAUAAUAGUAAUGAAGUAUUAGAAGAAAACGAUAUAGUAAUACCAACAGAAUCGUUUAAAAAAUGUUUAGAAGGUAUCGAAAGAUUAGAAAAUUGUAUAGAAAAAACAAAUAAACACAACGAGUAUUUACGCGAAAAAUAUGGUAUCGUAGUUGAAUCUACUGGCGCUAAAUUAGGUUUAGCGAGCUCUAGUAUAGAUUCUAGUAAAAAUUCUAACAUCUCUUCUAAUUUAAUUCGAAGAGAUACAAAUUUACAGGGAAAAGAAUCAAUUAGUUCGGAAACGUUAGAAAAUUUCGUAUCUUCGAACAGAAUUUCUCUUAAAAAUUCUUUCAUGCCGAAAUUGAUUGAAGAUCCAUAUGAUCAAUUAAAGAUCUAUGAUGAUUUUUACGAUACGAGUAACGAAGAAAUGUUUGGCAUAAAAAGUAAAAUUGAAAGGAAACAUUCUAAUCGUUUAAUGAAUCCAUCAUCUUGCCAUUGUCGUACGAAAAGUAUUUUUUAUCGAAAAGAAAAACAAUUUCAAAAAAGUACUUGCAAACUUUAUCAUUUUUAUGACGAUAGAACAAUAAACGUACCUCUCGAUGAUUCGAUCGCAAGACCGGAAGAUGAAAAUAUAGAAUUAUCGAGUAGUAUUUUAAUGAAACCCAUAAAGUAUUACGAAAAUUUAGAAAAAUCAUUCGGGGAUAAUGAAUUUCCAAGAUUAAUAUCUAAUACAUUAUUAAAAUGUACCAAAAAUGAAACACCUAAUUUUGUUAAUUCAAGAAUAUUCCAUCGAUCUACUACUAUUACCGAUACUAAACCUUAUUCUCGGGAAAGGUGGCGAUAUCGUCCUGAAAGUCCAAGAGCUAAAUUUUUAGAAUUGUUACACGAAAGACGACGAAUCGUUGAAAACAGUAGAGAUGUCAUAUUUUAAAAAUUCAUCUACAUCAAAUAUGUAAAUUAUAAAUUCAUUUUUCCCAUAUAUUUUU